Molecule: messenger RNA, 1428 nt
Organism: Scedosporium apiospermum
Lineage: Eukaryota; Fungi; Ascomycota; Sordariomycetes; Microascales; Microascaceae
Exons: 3
Coding region: 1-1428 (475 amino acids)
Molecular function (GO): protein binding
Source: RefSeq, a predicted model, not a curated record
AUGCAUAUCACUGCGAGAUUCUACGUCGUGCCCGGCCUGGCCAGACGCGUCCAUCUCACUAGAUCCGAAUAUCGUCGGGACAUUUUCGUUCCUCAGGCCGACUUUGCCCAGAGCGAGGCGUUUGUUUCGUCCGACCCCAACAUGUGUUCCAACCCUGGACCGGAGCUCGUGAAGCUUAUCCGGGCCGACUUUGCGACUUGCUCUCUACCGGAUGAUGCGCUGGCUCCUUCCCGCUGCAUCCAAGGUAUCACAAACGAACCGAAUAACUGUGGUUUCGCCGACAGCACAAUCGGUCUCUGUGCUUAUUGCGCAACCACCGGACUUAAUGCUACUGACGGCUGCUGUUUCGCGUCAAAUGUUGAGGAGCGAUGCGCGGGUGUCGAGCUACCUUCAAUUCUGCCAACCAUGACCUUCACCGUUCCCUCUGCCAGUGCGACUCCCGGCACCGAUGACGACGAUGACGGUGGUCUCUCUGGUGGUGCCAUUGCCGGUAUUGUAAUCGGCGCUAUUGUGGGAGCCGUCCUCCUUGCGGGUCUUGUUUGGCUGUGCAUCGUGCUUGCCCGCAGGCGCAGGGGUUACGGUAGCCAGAGUGGUGGAAGCAUCUUCAAUCAGCCCUCUCCUGCUCGAUCAGGACCUCCCAUGUCCGAAACCAAGGUCCAAAGUGCUGCAGCGCCUCAAGGAUACGAGAUGCUUCCAGGGGGCCGCAUUGCUCGGAUGUCGGCUCUCGAGGGUCAUUCCGCGGACUCUCCAUCUCACACUCGCCUGUCAAGUGGCGCUGGUGCCGCUGCCGUUGGGGGCAUUUCUGGGCGUAUGUCAUCGCAGAGAAGGGGCGACAACCACUCCUCUUCGGAUGAUUAUGGAGAUACCCCCGAUAUCGAGGCCGGGGCCGGCGUUCUCCGACCACCUCCCGCAGCUAUUAGGAGGAAUGGCUCACUAUCGAGCAAUUCGGUUCUUGAUGAGGCACAAUCACCAACUAGCGCAGGGGGCAUGUCGUCGCCGCAAGGUCUUGCUAGUCAACAAUCUGAGCAGCUGCCGUUCUUCAAAGACUACUACUCGCAGGAUGAUAUCCAUCCCGGUGACCGGGUGGCUGUCCUCUGGGCUUACCAACCCCGCGCGGCUGACGAGUUUGCGCUAGAGCGGGGUGAUAUGCUGAAGGUGGUGGGUAUUUGGGAUGAUGGUUGGGCGACGGGCAUUAUGCUCGACGAUCGUGCCGAUGAGUGGGAGGCGAGGAGGCAGGCUCAGAGGGACAGCGGCGUCUCUAACACAUCUGGCCGCCGCGACACCUCACCGCCCGUGAGCGGCGAGAUCAAGGCGUUCCCUCUGGUGUGUGUGUGCUUGCCAGAGCACUGGAGGAAGACAAUCGAGGGAGAGGGCUCCACAGAAACCGGAUCAAGCAGCCAUCAACGGACGAUAUCAGCCAUCUCGUGA